GACAGUAGCAUAUAAAACGCCUGUCAAAGCCCUUUGCCGCAAAUGGAACUUUGGAAAUGACUCCCUAUAAUUCUGUGGAUUUAGACAUCGCUACUAAAGCAUGACACAAUUUCUACAAUACAUGGCUUUUUUGACAUUGAUCUGGCACCUCAAACCCACGGGUGCAUAUCCGCGGUCUGGCCUUGACUUGGUAGGCAACAGGACAAGGCGGGACGUCUCUUGCAAACCCGGCCAGGAGUACCUGGAUGGAAACAUCUGCUGUUCAUACUGUCCAGCUGGUACACGUAAGAUAUCGCCCUGCACCAGAACAGGAGAGAAGGGGAAGUGUGAGGAAUGCGACGAUGGGACAUACACUGAGCACGAUAACGAACUGCAGCGGUGUUGGAAGUGCACACGGUGUCGCUCAGAUCAGGAAGUUGUAAGGCCAUGUACUCCAACUCAAGAUACUGAAUGUCAGUGCAAAUUGGGAAGAUUCUGUGCUCCUGAGCAACCAUGUGAGAUAUGCAAGACGUGUUCAAGAUGUGAAGAAGAUGAAGAGAUGGAGAGGAGAUGCACCUCUACUUCCAACACAGAGUGCAAGAAAAUCCAGACUAAUGCUGCCUCUACCUCAGCAAAGGCCUCUGUGAUUGUGCCGCUUGUACUGAUUCCUUCUGUGGUUAUUGGUGGGAUAAUCAUUGCUGUGUGCACAAGGAGACAUCAUAAAGCAACAGACACUCAGAGAAAUGUACUUGAUGGGCUACAAGCUGGACUGGAAAGGAGCAACGGAGAAACCCCAGGGCAGAGCUGCUCGAAUCUGAUCCUGUCCCGGCAACUGGUGAGAGCCAAAUCCUCGGCCGGCAUUGAGGAAGAGCGCAAAGUGCUAUGUGAAAGCCUCUGCAGCAGCUCAGCCAGUAACUCCCAGCACAGUCUAACUGGCCUGCCCUGCUCUGCCUUCCCCGCAUAUCUCCCGCCAGCCUGUCCCAUGGUCCCCACACAGCCCAACAGCAGGGAAGAUAAGCAAUUUCCCAAGCUUGUUCCUGUGAAUGGUGAAGAGUCUCUGAGGAAAUGCUUUGAGUAUUUUGAAGAAAUAGACUACUACUACCACAAGCGAUUCUUCCGGCACAUUGGGAUAAUGGACAAUGUAAUCAAAAGCAAAGACCACCUUCUCUAUGAUGACAAGAUCCAUGAAUUGCUGAAUAUUUGGGUGGAGAAAGAGGGCAAAGAAGCCACCUUAAAUGACCUGCUAAAAGCAUUGCUUGAUUUAAAUCAAAGGCGAACAGCUGAGACUGUCAAGGAAAAUGCUGUUCUCAAUGGUCAUUACUUUUGUGAUAAUUAGAGGUGAAUUGUUCAAGAAAACCCCUUGCUAACAGCACUCCAGACACGUGAAAUCUGCCAUGAAAAACUCAUGGUGUGAGCUCCUUGUUGGAGUAGGCUUGAGUAUUGUCCAAUAAGCACCUCAGAAGGCUACCUCCUGUCCAUAGUGGUCUUUUGAGUAGUAAAUCUAUUCGGACAAAAAAGCACAUUACUCUUACACUUACAAUGUGAAUAUUUUACUGAAGCUGCUGCUACUUCAGUAAGGGCAUGCAGGUAAUGCAGGGCCUUGUUUAGUGGUGGUAGUGUUUAAUUACAGCCAUUUUUUUUUUUUUUUUUUUUUUUUUUUUUUUUUUUUUUUCUGACUUUCCUUAGCUCUACAUGCAGUGUUGAUAAUGAGAGUAUUUAAUUACAAGAAGUGUCUUGUUUAUAAGUGUGCAAAACUUUUUUACUUAAAAUUAGAACAAAUCUUAAGACUGCUUGAUUGUUUCACAUAGUGAAUGUGAUGUUCAUCAGACCUUAGGAAUGAAUGUCUUAAUGGCUGCACUGAUUGAGCAAUGGAACAUAUGAAGCAAUUAACAAAAUGUGAUCAAUUGCUAUGAGAUUAUAUUAUGCUGGACAGCAGUUAUGUUUGGUUGUAAAAAGUAUGCGCUCUGACUGUAUUGUAAAAUUGUUGAUCAAAAGUGUUUCCCAAGAAUCAUUAGACAAUGAUUCAUUGAUUUUUUUCUUUUUUUUUUUUUUUUUUUUUUUUUUUUUUUUUUUCUGUGUUGUAUUUCUGGUCUAUUGUUACAGUUCUGCCAUGAUCCUGAUCACAAUGACCUCCUUAAAAGUUUACCAAACCACAAAAGGUUCUACUGAUGUGCAUCGCUUUAGCUUUGUUGUAUUAAGUGCCUUGCAAUACCAAAGUGCCUUGACUACAUUUUUUAUAGAAGUUAGUCACAAUGUUACAUAAUAUAAACUUAUACUUUAUUACUUACUACUUAAUAGUCUGUUUUCUCUCUCACUUUCAUGGCCUGUAGUGUCAGUGUCCGCCUAUUGUUUCUGAUAUUGAUUUUCUUUUUAACUUAUUUUACAAACCUAAUCAGGUGUUGCUUUUUUUACAGAAUAAUUGCAAGCUGAUGGGCUCUGACCGAUCAAAUUCAAAAAUUGGGCUUCAAAGCAAUUAUUAAAGUACAACUUAUGUGUAAAUAAAAUGAAUAAACACUGCCCCCUUUCUCUUAUUUUCUUUGUCUGAAAUUACAUGUGUUUUAUGGUAUUCUUCCAAUAUAUAUAGUGCACUGGUUGGUUUUGUGGGGAAUUGCGCACUGAUGGGGAAUU
This is a messenger RNA of Perca flavescens (yellow perch), 2607 nucleotides long. RefSeq names its product hematopoietic death receptor (gene hdr). The record is from RefSeq and is a predicted model, not a curated record. Gene Ontology annotation, cellular component: plasma membrane; cell surface. The coding region runs from base 101 to 1315 and encodes 404 amino acids. Gene Ontology annotation, biological process: positive regulation of apoptotic process; TRAIL-activated apoptotic signaling pathway. Lineage: Eukaryota; Metazoa; Chordata; Actinopteri; Perciformes; Percidae. The transcript is spliced from 10 exons. Gene Ontology annotation, molecular function: protein binding.